CCUCCUCUUCUUUUCUAGUCUGUGAUUUCCAGGAAUCGCUGUUGUGCUGUCAUAGAGAGAUGUGAGAUGCCAAGCAGCAACACCUUUGUGUAUUGUGUAUAAUACAUUUGUUACCUCAGCAGUCCAAGACGGGCAAUAAUCAGAUUCUACAGCGGAACUUGCUGGACUUUUUUCAUCUAUUCUCAUCUGACCACAAGACAAGAUGCCGGCAACAUGCAGCAAAGACUCUGGUCCCACAACAGAUUCCACCAACAUGAGGAUAGUUCUGCUGGGUACGCCUGGAGCAGGGAAGAGUGCAACAGGAAACGCCAUCCUGGGGAGAGAGGUGUUUAGAGAGGAGACUGGAGCAGGGAAGAGUGUGUUGGGGAAAAGAGAGGUGGAGGGGAGGAGCAUCACUGUGAUUGACACUCCUGGUAUUUACAGCACAACACUGACUGAAGAACAACUGAAUGAGGAAAUGAGAAGGUGCAUCUCUCUCACUUCUCCGGGCCCCCAUGUGUUCCUUCUGGUUAUCAGGCUGGAGAGAUUCACACAGGAAGACAGGAAUACUUUGUCAUGGAUCCAGGAAAACUUUGGAGAGGAGGCCUUGAGUUACACCAUGGUGUUAUUCACCGGAAGAGAAAAACUAACCAGGAUGCAAUGGGAGGACUUUGAGAGGACUGAAACAACCAAACAACCAAUCAGUGUGUGUGGGGGAGGGCAUAUUGUCCUCAACAGUAAGCCAGAGGUCCACACCACUCAGGUCACAGAGCUGCUGAGGAAGAUAGAAGAGAUGGUGGAGAGGAAUGGAGGAGGUCACUACCUAGAGGAGAGGUGCCAGGAGGCUCAGAGAAAGAUCAGAGAGGAGCAGGAGAGGGAGAAGAGAAAGGAGGAGAUAAAUGAGAGGAAGGGGAAAUUAGAGAGGAGAGAAGAAGAGGUGAGGAGGAUGGAGGAGGAGUUGAGGAAGUCACUGGAGGGGGUAAAGAGGAUAGAAGAAGAUUUGAAGGAGAGACAGAAAGAGUUACAAGAAAAGAGAGAGGAGUUUAAGAAAGUGGAGAAGAGAACAAGACAAGAGGAGGAGGAUAAAUUGAUAGAAAAGGAGCAGCAGAAGAGAGAAGAGAAUCUUCAAAAGGUAAAGGAAGAGGCAAGGAAGCAAGAGAACAAAGUAAAGGAAAUAGAGGAAGACUUGAAGCUAGCACAGGAACAUGUGAGGAAGAUGGCAGGAGAGGUGAAUAAGAUAGAGGAAGUGAUGAAGAGAGACGAGCAGAGGAGGAGUGAGCAGUCGGACCGGUCGCCUCUGCUGAGGCGCAGAAGCCUUACGAAUCGGCUGAGGCGUGAGAGCCUGAUGAGCCGGCUGAGACCUUCCCGGUCGAGACAUGGGAACCUGUUCACGAAGAAGAAAUCAGCUGAUGCAGGGGGCGUGGACCUGCGGAUGAAAUCCUAUUGGACCGUCUCUUGA
Molecule: messenger RNA, 1438 nt
Organism: Salvelinus fontinalis (brook trout)
Lineage: Eukaryota; Metazoa; Chordata; Actinopteri; Salmoniformes; Salmonidae
Product: GTPase IMAP family member 4-like
Exons: 3
Coding region: 203-1438 (411 amino acids)
Molecular function (GO): GTP binding
Source: RefSeq, a predicted model, not a curated record